Molecule: messenger RNA, 780 nt
Organism: Lucilia sericata (common green bottle fly)
Lineage: Eukaryota; Metazoa; Arthropoda; Insecta; Diptera; Calliphoridae
Exons: 1
Coding region: 278-691 (137 amino acids)
Biological process (GO): proteasome assembly
Source: RefSeq, a predicted model, not a curated record
CAUUUACCUAUGACAACAAUCAAUUAAACUUUUAAUACCUACAUUUUCUAAAUGUAAAAAGCGAACUGAAACCCAAAGUAUAACAUAAAAUAUAUUUAAAAUACUCCAUUUAACAAAUUUAUAUUUUAUUGACAAUUGAAAUACAUAAUUUCACUAUAGAUAUGUUUGUAUAAACAAAGGUCUUUGUAACGAGUUGUCUGCUUUUCUAGAAUGACUUGACAAAUGAUUUCUGUCACUAGUAAUUCAUAUUUUAAACAAAACGUAAACAAACAAAACAAUGGAAUCAACAGCUAUUAAUACACAACAAAGUGGGGAAUCGAAAUUAAAUACAACUGGCUAUGAAGGAUUUACCUCCAGCCGAGGUCAGCUCCUGGUGGGCGAACAAAAAUACAUUAUACGCAUAUUAAAAAUGAAUGGUUCUACAAUGGUUUUCUUGAGCUCAGCCGAACCGGAAUGUUUAGAUGAAAUAGCGUUGGCUAUGAAAAUGCCACAAGAUAAUAAAAUCGUUGGCACAUAUAUUUUGGGACCUCAAAUUAUAACAGACUCCCAGCGUAUGGCUGAGAAGUUGUGUAAACGUUUUGGAAGACAUUUUAUUGUCAGCUACAACGUAAAUGUGGAUCGAAUGACAGCACCUUUGCUGGAAAAACAGCUGAGUGAAUAUAUACGGGCACAUGAAGAUCAAUUUGUUUAGCUUACGGAAAUAUUUCUCUAAAUGAUAAGCUUAUUUUUAUAAAAUAAAAAAAAAAAAAACUUGUGAAGAUAAGUUCUUUUUAAAUGAAA